Molecule: messenger RNA, 1088 nt
Organism: Poeciliopsis prolifica (blackstripe livebearer)
Lineage: Eukaryota; Metazoa; Chordata; Actinopteri; Cyprinodontiformes; Poeciliidae
Product: high choriolytic enzyme 1-like
Exons: 10
Coding region: 54-908 (284 amino acids)
Biological process (GO): proteolysis
Molecular function (GO): zinc ion binding; metalloendopeptidase activity
Source: RefSeq, a predicted model, not a curated record
UAAGCUCCAGGUCUUUGCUUGAGUGUUGAGUGAGUUGCUGCUAUCCAACAGCCAUGAUGCUCCUAACUGCUCUCCUCUGUGGGCUUCUGUCCACAUCACAGCCUUUAUUUGUAAAGACUAAUGACAAUGCUGGCAACAAUAUUGAAGAUGAUGACUUCAGUGUCUCCACCCUGCUGGAAAAGGCUAAUGCUCACCUGGGGAAGAACUUGGAUGACCCUCUGGUGAUGUUUGGAGACAUUGCCGUGCCAACGGGUCUACAGAACGCUGAUCCCUGCACUGCUCGAGGCUGCCUGUGGAAUAAAGCCCAGGAUGGCAACGUCUACAUUCCAUACAGGAUUUCCAACGAGUUCUCUCAAAGAGAAAGAAACAUCAUCGUCAGAGGUCUGGAGUCAUUUCAUGACUCUACUUGCCUCCGCUUCAGGCCCCAGGAAAGGGAAAGAGACUUUGUGGACAUUCAGUCUCGCUCUGGGUGCUGGUCUUUUGUUGGCCGUCGUGGUGGCGGUCAGGUGGUGUCGCUGAUGCGCAAUGGGUGUGUUUUCCACCAGAUCGUCCAGCAUGAGCUGCUACAUGCUCUGGGCUUCAACCAUGAACAGACCCGCUCCGACAGGGACAGCCAUGUCCGCAUCCUUCUGCAGAACGUCAUCCCUGGACAGGAGCAUAACUUCAGGAAAAUCGAGACCAUUAACCUUGGCACUCCCUAUGACUACAACUCUGUCAUGCACUAUGGAAGGUUUGCCUUCUCUAAGAACAGAGAGCCAACCAUUGUUCCCAUCCCCAACCCAAAUGUAGAGAUUGGAAGAGCCACCCAGAUGAGUCAGACUGACAUCCUCCGGGUGAAUCGCCUCUAUCAGUGCAAUUCAAAGGCUCUUAAGAAUAAAAAAUCUGCAUCGGGAUUGCAGUUCCUCUGAAAGUUCAAAGACCAGUAGCAGACAUACAGAGGAGGCUGCUUGCUUUUAUUGGCUUCUCUGCUGACCUAAUAAAAAAUUAAAACGACUGAAAUAUCACUGCUUUUACUACAAAUACCCAAGAAUGGAUGCUUUCCAGCUUGAUGCAAUGCAAAUAUUAAUAAAACUAGCCAAAGUCAAAGA